AUGCUGAAAUUCGCCUUAUUUACCCUGUUUUACAGUGCAUUUUCUUAUGGAGAUAUCAUUCCAUUCGCAUCACAAGAAGAAGUCCGGCCUCGAAUCCAAGGCUUCAUCAGCGGCGAUCGACUGGAGAUCUCUGUGGAUGUGAAGAUAAGAGGGAAGAUUGAAUUGGUGCGCGAUUGCAAGUUCAAAGAUGUCAAGGAGUUCUUUGUUCAACAAUUGAUGUUUUUAAUCGUAUUAUCUUAAACAAUGUUGUUCUUUCAGCGCAAGCGUGUUUUAAUCCUAGAACGCUCGUUUGUCCUCUUCUCAAAUGAAUGGCAAUGCGAACGCUUUUUAUAAUAUAUUUAAGAAGACCCUGCAUCAAAAGAUUGACCUCGAGGGGGCCUUACAACCUCAACAUUAUAUGGCAUGCCUUUUGCACCCAUUUUACAAGCGAAUGAGAUCCGCGUUGUACUUGGCACCGGGGACACAAAAGCCAGUUUCACUCUUCAAAGAAGAAGACGUGACUACCGUAAGUGUUAGACAUACAAAAAAUAUCGACAACUUACAGGCAGAAGGUUAUAUUCGAAAUGAGAUUGCCAAAAUGCCCAGUCCAGAAGCCGCAAUGACCUCUCAACAAGGCAAUGCAAGAGUCUUUUUCCAGGACGAGGAACAAGCAAAAGAUGAGUUACGGCUAUACUUGGCUGAGUACUACAAUGUGGAUGCCGAUAUAAACGUUAUGCAAUUUUGGAAAGGCAAUGAGGACAGGUUCCCGCAAUUGGCAAGUAUCGCAAGAAGAGUUUUUUGUGUCCCUGCUUCCAGUUCUGAAGUUGAAAGGAUGUUUAGUUGUCUUCGCAACUUAGUAGAUGAGAAAAGGACUUUAUUAGACAAGGAUUUGACUGCAAAAUUAUUGGUUGGUCGUCGUCUUGACUGA
This is a messenger RNA of Bursaphelenchus xylophilus (pine wood nematode), 907 nucleotides long. NCBI's taxonomy places the organism in Eukaryota, Metazoa, Nematoda, Chromadorea, Rhabditida, Aphelenchoididae. The record is from the annotation of a GenBank genome assembly.